Messenger RNA from Drepanopeziza brunnea f. sp. 'multigermtubi' MB_m1, 1638 nucleotides. Lineage: Eukaryota; Fungi; Ascomycota; Leotiomycetes; Helotiales; Drepanopezizaceae. The record is from RefSeq and is a predicted model, not a curated record.
AUGAAAUUCCUCAAAUCUUUUUUGUUGGCUGCUGUCAAUCUGCCCUCGUUUGUCUUCGCGGCCUGGGGCUACACGGAUAAUGGAAGUGCAUAUGUCAUUGACACUGGAACCGCUCUUGUGUUCGCAGUGUCAAAGAGUAACGGAGACAUCACUUCCAUGAAAUACAAUGGUGUAGAGUACAACGGCUAUGGGGGAAAGAACUCGCACGUGCAAAGUGGCUUGGGCGCAUCUACCGUGACCAUCCAACAAUACACAACACCGGCGAACAUCAUCAAGGUGACAGUGGUAUACGGUACCCUGAUUCAGACAUAUAUCGCAAGAUAUGGUAACGCCAACAUUUACAUGCUCACCAAUAAAGGAGAUGCCUCCGUUCCCGCUCUUCGCUACAUCGUCAGAAUCCCGCCAGGACGUCUUCCAAGGCCUCUUACAGAUUCGGAUUACUACGACCCAGGCUCUACAAUCGAGGCUUCAGAUAUCUCUUUGAGCAGUGCAAACGGUUACACGAAAUCGAAGCAUUACCAGGGAAGCAACUACGGACGUACGAUCGACUAUGACUACGUGGGAAAGUCCACUUCAAGUGUCGGAGUGUGGCUCAUCCGAUCAAACCGUGAAAAGGCUUCAGGUGGACCAUUCUUCCGAUCUUUGACCCGUGGGUGCUCCCCGGAUGCAGAGGAUCUCUAUGAGAUUCUUUACUACAACAUGGGUACAACUGAUCCCGAACGCUGGGGCUUGCAAGGUCCUUACGUUCUCUCCUUCACCAACGGCGCUACCCCUAACACUGCUCUAUUCGCUCGCAAAGCUGAUUGGUCUUGGAUGGACACGCUCGGUAUCAAGGGAUGGGUGCCCAAUUCUGGUCGAGGAAGCGUUGCCGGUGUUGGAAUCGCAAACAUGAAGUCCGGCUACACCUACGUCGCAGCUCUCUCGAACUCCAACGCUCAGUAUUGGGGAACUGCCAAUCCAACUACAGGAGCUUUUAGCAUUGCCAAGAUUCUUCCUGGCACGUACACGUUGACGAUCUACAAGGGCGAACUCGGAGUCUAUACUUCAAGUGUCACCGUUACUGCCGGGGGAAAAGUAGCACUGAACACCAUCACGCCAGCCGACGUAUCCGAUACCGUGGCCAUCUGGAGAAUCGGAGAGUGGGAUGGAACACCCAAGGGCUUCACCAACUUCGACAAGACCCCUAUGCUGCCAACAUACAUGCACCCUUCCGACAAGCGACUUGCAUCAUGGAACCCGCCCAACUACAUCGUCGGCACCUCAACUGCUGUCGGCUCCAUGCCAGGAUACAUAUGGUCCGACGUCAACAAUGGGCACCUGAUCUACUUCAAGCUCUCGGCCGCUCAAACCGCAACAGCCCACACGGUCCGCAUCGGCAUCACCCAAGCCUACAUCAACGGCCGUCCCCAGAUCAAGAUCAACGGCUGGACGAGUAGCAUCCCUUCUCCGUCCUCGCAAGCCUCCACCCGCAGCUUGACGGUGGGAACCUAUCGCGGCACCAACGCCAUCUUCACUGCAACGUCGGCCUUCUUGGCUGCCGGUACCUUCAAUGUCAUGACCAUCAACGUCGUCAGUGGCAGUUCGGGCACCGGCUACCUCAGCGCGGGUAUCUCGAUCGACGCCAUUGACUUUCUCUGA